Messenger RNA from Coregonus clupeaformis (lake whitefish), 2474 nucleotides. RefSeq names its product S-adenosylmethionine synthase. Gene Ontology annotation, cellular component: cytosol. Bases 174 to 1358 code for a protein of 394 amino acids. Lineage: Eukaryota; Metazoa; Chordata; Actinopteri; Salmoniformes; Salmonidae. Gene Ontology annotation, biological process: S-adenosylmethionine biosynthetic process. Gene Ontology annotation, molecular function: ATP binding; methionine adenosyltransferase activity. The record is from RefSeq and is a predicted model, not a curated record. The transcript is spliced from 9 exons.
CUCUCACAUUCCCUCUCUCCUCCCUCUUUCUCUCUUAGCCUCUUGCGUAGAAGGACGCAGUAGCUGGUACAGCAGCCUCUCUGCUCUACUUGUCAUUUCCUAUAGUUAUCUCUCUAUUUAGGCUUUUUAGCCUACUCCAACUUUCUCUGCGUCGUUGAGCUGCUCAGACCACAAUGAACGGGCCAGUGGACGGAUUGUAUGACGCUGAGCACUAUGGGUCAUUCAUGUUUACCUCUGAGUCUGUGGGAGAAGGACACCCAGAUAAGAUAUGUGACCAGAUCAGUGACGCUGUGCUGGAUGCUCACCUGAAGCAGGACCCAGAUGCCAAGGUGGCCUGUGAGACUGUGUGUAAGACUGGCAUGGUGCUGCUCUGUGGGGAGAUUACAUCUCGGGCCAACGUGGACUACCAGACGAUUGUGAGGGAUACCAUCAGGCAAAUCGGCUAUGACAACUCAGAUAAAGGUUUUGACUAUAAGACCUGUAACCUGCUGGUGGCUCUGGAGCAGCAGUCCCCUGACAUCGCCCAGGGAGUUCACAUAGACCGGAUGGAGAGUGACAUUGGAGCAGGAGACCAGGGUCUGAUGUUUGGCUAUGCCACUGAUGAGACCGAGGAGUGCAUGCCUCUCACCAUCGUCCUCGCCCACAAACUCAAUGCCAAGAUGGCUGAACUGAGGCGGAACGGCACUGUCCCCUGGCUCCGCCCUGACUCCAAGACACAGGUGACAGUUCACUACACCCAGGAGAACGGGGCGGUGAUCCCUCGUAGAGUUCACACAGUGGUCAUCUCAGUGCAGCACGACGACUACGUGAGCCUGGAGGAGCAGAAGGAGAUCCUGAAGGAGAAGGUCAUCAAGGCCGUUGUGCCGGCCAGAUACCUGGACGACAACACCAUCUAUCACCUGCAGCCCAGCGGACGCUUUGUCAUUGGCGGGCCCCAGGGUGAUGCUGGGGUAACCGGUAGGAAGAUCAUUGUGGACACGUAUGGUGGCUGGGGUGCCCACGGUGGCGGGGCCUUCUCUGGUAAGGACUACACCAAGGUGGACCGGUCUGCCGCUUACGCCGCACGCUGGGUCGCCAAGUCCCUGGUCAAGUCCAAUCUGUGCAGGAGGGUGCUGGUGCAGGUGUCCUAUGCCAUCGGAGUGGCAGCCCCAUUGUCUAUUUCCCUGUUCACCUAUGGUUCCUCCCAGAAGAGUGAGAAGGAGCUGCUGCAUAUCGUCAACAAGAACUUUGACCUCCGGCCUGGGGUCAUUGUCAGAGACCUGGACUUGAAAAGGCCCAUCUACCAGAAGACAGCCUGCUAUGGCCACUUUGGCAGGAAGGAGUUUCCCUGGGAGGUGGCCAAGAACCUCAACUUCUAGUGUGUGGAGCAGCAGGAAACGGGCAGCGGUGACAUGGGCAGCUUUCUAUGUUCUGCUGUUGACCAGUGCACGACAGCCAUGCUGGUAGCUGUUAGGGGUGCAGGGGAGGGUGGGCAAGGGUGGAGUAGGGGGGAGUGUACUCUCUCUCGCUCUCUCUUUGGCUGAAAACUGAAAACCCAAACAUCUCGGUCAUUUGAUGAGGGGUGGCUAUGACCUCAAUGGUCAUUAGAUAUGUGAGAUGGCUGUUUAGUAUUUUCAAAGUAUUUUUAGCAUACACUACACACCCCCAUACAUGUGGCUUGUCUCACAAACAUAACUUCCUUUUUGGUGCAGUUUUCGUUUUUUUGUUUGUUUUCAGUAAUGCCUAAAAUAUUAAGAUGGAUAAAAAAGAAAUUGACCAAAUCUAAAGGUAGAAUAGCCAUACUUUACAUAGCAGUUCUAUAUUCUUUAAGGCCCAAUGCAGCCGUUUUUUAUCUCAAUAUCAAAAUAAUUGGGGUAACAAUUAAACACCUUACUGUAGUAAUUUUCCAUUAAAAUGGUCAUGGCUUUUUAGCAAAUAGCAUUUUUGCAAAAAACAACAGCGUGAGUGAGCGACCUAAUUGGAGGCGCCUAAUGGGAAGGAUAUGUAACCUGAAAAAUAGCUAUUAUUGGCAGAGAGAUUUGGAACUCUCUUUGUUAUUGGUCUAUUAAUUUUACCGCCUGGUGAUGUCACCAGGCAAGCCAAAACUCCACCCCCUGCUUUGUGAAACUAAUUCAAAUCAAGCUGCAAAUCUCUUUGAAAGAUACACGACUUCUACAUGCUUUUAUGUUAGAAAGCUUUUAUUGUAGAAAGAUUAGCAGAGGCAGGGCUAGCUUUUUCUGAGUGUGAAGGGUUUAGACUCUAAACUUUAGAGUAAUGGUUUGUAGCCACAUUUAGUUUCAAUCUAGAAAAAACUACUGAGAAUGUUGUGUCAGUGCUGUUACCUUGUGCCGCUUGCCUCGUCAUCUACAUAACCAUCUCUCUCGCAUUACUGUAACUGCUCUAAAACCAGGUGAACUCAGAUCCUUCAUACAGUUUGUCAAUAGAUAACACAGGAAAAUGUAAAUAGGGUUUUGAACAAUAAAACAUUAAAUGUA